This is a messenger RNA of Leptonychotes weddellii (Weddell seal), 1721 nucleotides long. The record is from RefSeq and is a predicted model, not a curated record. Lineage: Eukaryota; Metazoa; Chordata; Mammalia; Carnivora; Phocidae.
GUCAAAUGAGGAGUUAAGGGGGGCUUGAGGAAAUACUGGUAAUCCCAGAAAAGGCAUGGCACGUCCAGUUCUCCAAGUUUUUGUAAAAGAAGAGUGGGAAAGCGCCACCAUCCCGACUCUUAAACCGAGGAAUCGUCGAGUCUCCCAGCCCCACCCCUGCAGCAGUGAUGCAAAGAAGACAAUCACCGACGUAGAGAGGAGGGAAAAAAAAAGAAGAAGAAGAAGAAACCCCCGGGAGUGGGGAGGAGAGAGGGGAGAGAAUAGGCCCGGAGCAGUCUCCAAUCACUGGGACGAGAGGGAGCGCCUUCUGGGAAAACGAACCCCACAUAAAUAAUUGAGUUUGGAGCCCAGUGCUUUCAGAGGCUCGGAGCGCACCUCCUGAGCGUCUUCCGAGUUGAGAAAAAGGCGGAGCAGGGCAAGGGGCCGGCGACGGGACCGAGAGCAGCUCAGUUGGCGGUGGGACGCUGUGCCUGCAGACGUUCGCAAGAGGGCCAGCAGAGCCCAGCGAGCCCCGAAGGCAAGGAGCCCUCGCCAGCGGAGGUGGGAAGAGAGCUGGCCUCCUGAGGAGACGCUGCAUGGGCACCAUGCGUAUCUCCGGAGGCCCCACCGCGGUGCCCGCGGACAACUCCAGCCAGUGGUGGCCUCUGUCCGCUGGUGGUGCCAACCGCAGCCGGGAAGCGGAGGCGCUCGGGGAAGGCCGCAGCCCACCGGGGGACGUGCGCGACGAGGAGCUGGCCAAGGUGGAGAUCGCCGUGCUGGCUGUGACUUUCGUGGUGGCCGUGCUAGGUAACAGCAGUGUGUUGGUGGCGCUGCACCGCACGCCUCGCAAGACGUCCCGCAUGCACCUCUUCAUCCGUCACCUCAGCCUAGCCGAUCUGGCUGUCGCUUUCUUCCAGAUGCUGCCGCAGAUGUGCUGGGAUAUCACCUACCGUUUCCGCGGACCCGACGUACUGUGCCGCGUGGUGAAGCAUCUGCAGGUGUUUGGCAUGUUCGUAUCGCCCUACAUGCUGGUGGUCAUGACCGCCGACCGCUACAUUGCCGUGUGCCACCCGCUGAAGACGCUGCAACAGCCAACGCGCCGCUCGCGCCUCAUGAUCGCUGCUGCCUGGGUGCUGAGCUUCGUGCUUAGCACGCCUCAGUACUUCGUCUUCUCCAUGGUCGAGGUGGACAACGUCACCAAGACCAUUGACUGCUGGGCCACCUUCAUCCAGCCCUGGGGUCCCCGCGCCUAUGUGACUUGGAUGACGGGUGGCAUCUUCGUGGCGCCCGUGGUCAUCCUGGGCACCUGCUACGGCUUCAUCUGCUACCACAUCUGGAGCAAUGUCCGCGGAAAGACGGCUUUGCGCCCGGGGAAGCGCGCGGAGGGCGCGGGUCGCGCCUUGCAUAAGGGGUUCCUGCUCGCGCCAUGUAUCAGCAGCGUGAAAGCCAUUUCCCGUGCCAAGAUCCGCACCGUGAAGAUGACUUUUGUGAUCGUGACAGUUUACAUCGUUUGCUGGGCGCCCUUCUUCAUCCUCCAGAUGUGGUCUGUCUGGGAUGACAAACUUGUCUGGGUCGCUGCUUCUUCUGACAUGGGACCACCUACCCUGCAGGGUUACUGUGAGGAUAAAGUGAUAGAAGCAUGUGAGACACCUGAUUCACCCAACACAGGUGCCCAGCAAAUGUCAGUUCACUUCAUUGCCAACAAAUGUGGAAUGAUGCCCUUCUCUCCCUAUAAAGAAUAG